ACCAUUUCUCGUGAAACCAUCAUACGUUAAGGUUGUCAGAAGAAUUUGUCUGUGUUUCCAGGAAUAUUGCAACCUUCUUCCUUCAUUAGACAUGACCAUGGGAGCUCCGUCCGAAAGGAAGUGUUCACAGAGGAACCGUAUUAAAUACACGACUGAACAGCUUGAACGUCUGGAGAGAGAGUUCGGCAUUUCCCACUACCCUGACACCGCUACAAUGGAGAACCUGGCUUUUGGACUAAACGUCAGCCUCGACCGAGUGUCGAUAUGGUUCCAGAACAGGCGGUCCAAGUUCAAGCGUCAGUCCAAAGACAGUCAUGUGACAUGGAUGAGGAAGCAGAUCUUUAACCAGGACACAUCUUCCACUUCCUGCCGCGUCGUCCAACCGAAGUUUGUCCCCCAGCGGCACGUGCUCUCUGCGCCUGCGUACCCUCUCAGUGGUAGAAGGGACUUGGCCUGGCACAUGCGACCAUCCUCCAAUCUUCAUUAUCUCCCGUCGGCACCAGCCAUCUUUGACCAGCUGGCAGAUGCCCACCAUGGUCAGUCACCACCGUCAAGAGGAAAUGGUUGCCCUACUUCACCGGAAACAGCGUUCUACACAUACUCUCAGUGCUCGGACCCAGGAAGUCAAUCACCGCCACAGUCACCACCAGGGUCUUCACCUAUGACGUCACCACUGUCAACACAUGCGCUGAUGAUGUCACACCUGAUGAAUGAAGGUCACCAGAUGGUUACCUCUACCAGUUCCUACCAGACAUGUGCCAAUCAAACUCCGCCCAGCUGUGUGUUCGCUGACUAUAACAACCCCAUGCCUCUCUACCCACCAUGCUCAACGCCCUUCUCGUCCCGUCCUCAGCUGACUGGAGUGUGACACUACCAGACAACUUCUAGUUAAUAUCACAGAAUGUGCUAUGAUACUCAGUGACUGAUAUGAAUGUGUUCCGUCUUACUUUAAAACGGAAAUUAUCUGUACAGUGUUGUGUAAAUAACUAGUAAUUAUUUGGCAGAUGGUCUGUAUGUACAUUGUUUUUGUUAUUAUAGUCUCGUUCAGACAGUCUCUCGUUGGCUUCACGAGAAUACUCUUAGCUUUUCUUUGGCUCCGCAAGACUGUGCCUAACCUCUCGUUGGAACUCAACCAAGACUCGUAUUGCGAACGUGAAGUUGGAUGGAGGAGACUAUAUACUAUAUUGACAAUCGGGAACCGUCGGCACUUUCUGUAAACGAAAAAAGUUCCCGAUUGCUAUAUUGAUUGCUUAAUGACUUCCGGUAUUUAAAUCAUAAUUAAUAUUAAAACCAUGCAUUCAAAUCAGAUAUAUUGCAUACAAACAGUGGGAAAUUAAAAGCAGUCUCGUUUCGGUGCGCUUCAAAGUUCCAAGAUGCUAACUAACGGUAUUUGUGUGGUAUAAGGCGAACCUACUUUCAAAUACAACGGUUUCAUGUGUUAACAAAAUGUUAACAUAGAAAUGUAUUAAUUCUCUUCAAACUUCUUCCAUGUCAUUCUCAAAAUGAUGAUUGUUUUUUAUUGAAUUAUCACCGGAACAAAAUGCUGGGCUUCAGCACAGAAUCUGUGUUUGAGCAUGAGAACGAUUUUGUGAAUACGGGCAUAGAACUUCGGUGGUCCUGGAUUUAAAUAAAAUGAACCGACACAUUUUACAUGUGAAAUCAUGUACAAAAAGGUCAUCUUGUAAGUUGCAGUGGGUGUGAUAAAAUCACCAAACGAUCAUCGCUAAACUACAAAACUUUAUACUGUAAUAACGUGACUCAUAAUUUCACCAGUUUGACUUGUGUAUAAAGACCAUGGUCUUCUUAAAUCCAGCCACACUCAAGGAAAAUGUGGGGAAAACAUGACACGAAGAUAAAAAAAAGUGUGCUUCAUAAAACGAAUAUUAGUCAUAUUGCAUCAAUCUUGAAUAUAUACAUUUACAAAUGUAGUCGUCGUGGUAGUGAAACAGAAUAUUAUCUAUCAUUACAAAAAUAUGGUUCGGGUAAUGUGCAUAUGUCUGACAAAUAAAAUGUAUGAUUGUAUACAAAUACAAAUAAAUACAAAAC
This is a messenger RNA of Mizuhopecten yessoensis (Yesso scallop), 2046 nucleotides long. RefSeq names its product paired box protein Pax-6-like. The coding region runs from base 92 to 868 and encodes 258 amino acids. The transcript has 5 exons. The record is from RefSeq and is a predicted model, not a curated record. Gene Ontology annotation, molecular function: RNA polymerase II transcription regulatory region sequence-specific DNA binding; DNA-binding transcription factor activity, RNA polymerase II-specific. Gene Ontology annotation, biological process: regulation of transcription by RNA polymerase II. Lineage: Eukaryota; Metazoa; Mollusca; Bivalvia; Pectinida; Pectinidae.